Molecule: messenger RNA, 1691 nt
Organism: Panicum virgatum (switchgrass)
Lineage: Eukaryota; Viridiplantae; Streptophyta; Magnoliopsida; Poales; Poaceae
Product: protein-methionine sulfoxide oxidase mical3a-like
Exons: 3
Coding region: 153-1316 (387 amino acids)
Source: RefSeq, a predicted model, not a curated record
CAUCCGCCGCCGUCUCCACCCCCGCUCGGCUCUCUCCCCCUCUCGCACGCCGUCUCUCUUUCCUCGCGCCUCCGCUUCCCCAGCGACGCGCGCGCGCCUCCUCCUCCCCUCUCGUCUCCUCCCCUCCCGUCUCGCCAAGGAAAAGCGCACUGAUGGAGACGCCGCUGUCCAACAGGAGGAUCACCCGCUCGCUCGCCGCCGCCGCCGCGGCAUCUGCCCAGAAGAGCGCCGCCGCCGGGACGGACUCCGCGGCCCUGCUCUCCUCCCGGGCCAAGAACGCCGCCGCCGCGGGGGAGCCGCAGCCCCGAGCCGCGCUGCACGACAUCACCAACGGCAACGACUCCCCCAUCGUCGGCCUCGCCGCGGGCGGCCUCCACGGCACCGACAGGACCCCCGCCUCCGCCGCCGCCAAGACCCGCCGCAGGGCCCCGCGCCGCACGCCCGGGUCCGGGGAGGCGCUCCUGCGCGGCCAGGUCAAGGCGCUCCUGAACAAGGUCGAGGAGGAGCAGGGGUGCGCCCCCGCGGCUCUCGUCAGGCCAGCGCGCAUCCAGGAGCUUCUUGGGGUCUCCAGGUCGCCGGCGCAGCUCCUCGCGCCCACGCCGGCCAACACGCCGCAGAUCGGGCCCGUCUCCGCCGCCAGGGAAGGCCUCCUGGUGCCUGAUGGUGUCCCCGUGGUGCCCUGCGUCCUCGAGGAGGAACUACUGCUUCCUAAGCUGCAGGCCAUGGCUGCUUCUCUGCAGCUACCUCAGCCAGAGGAGAACCUCGGCGAAUGUCAGCUGAACCGUGCGCUGAUGUUCGACGACUCGCCUGAAAAGUCCGAUGUGUCCAAUGGGCCGGCUGUCUCGUUCCAGGAGAGCAGCACCGGCAGCUGCAUUGACAAGUCGUCAUCACCUGAGGAUGACAGCUCCUCGGCCUGGUCAGUUCAGGUCCCUGCCAGCUCUGAGAAGGGCGACGAAGAAGAACUCGGCGUGGAGGACCUGGGAGAGUACACUGAAGAAGGGGAGGACCUGGGAGAGUACACUGAAGAAGGGGAGGAGUGGGAAGAAGAUAGUGACGACGACUGCUUCGAUGACCUGUGCGAGGAGAUGAGCAGGAUGACCGUGGUCGACGAAGAAGAGGAGAGGAAGGCAGGGCUGCCGCAGUUCGAGGGGAAGCACACCCGGUUCAUCUACAACAGCGACGACGAGAUCGAGCGGGAGGAGGUGGCGGACGCAGCUGAGGCGAGGGCGGAGCUCGGCGCGCUGAUGCUCAGGGGACUGCCGGUGCCGGAGGGCAGGCACCUGCGCUUCCACGAGGACGAUGAGGACGAGGAGUGAAGCCGUGUCAGUCGUGUUCGGAUUCGGGCAUCUGCAGUGGUUGUCAUUCCCUGACAUGACACCAGCAACAUAUUCUUUUGGGGUCUCUGAUUCUACAUUCUGACUCUGUGUUUUGGGGUCUCUCAGUUGCGAAUUCAUCAGAAAUGCAACAUAUCCCCAGUUACUGAAUAAAUCUGCUCUGUGGCAUUCGGUGCAUGAGAAGUCUCUAUGCUGUUCAGUAGUUUCAGAUUUUGUGCUGUUUUGGAUAUAUCGUUCUGGGGAAGUUGAGGCCUUGUACUAGCAAAAACUAAUUUCUGCUAUGGCCUCUGGGCUUCUGCGCCCUCUGUUUCUUCAUUGUGAUCAGUUCUUCAGAAAGCAUAAAAAAAGUUCUUCAGA